This is a messenger RNA of Blumeria graminis f. sp. triticale, 1227 nucleotides long. The record is from the annotation of a GenBank genome assembly. Lineage: Eukaryota; Fungi; Ascomycota; Leotiomycetes; Helotiales; Erysiphaceae.
AUGAAACAAGUGUAUAUUGUUGCUCAACGCAUUCUAAUUAGUCCAGAUGCAAAUUCAGUUAUUCGAAAGCUCACUAGAAAUCAAACCAGGCCAUUACUGUGGGCAUCGUCUUGUCAUCAAAGUAAACUAUCAGCUCAAUUUCGGCGAGUAAAUACGAGCUCCAAAGAAAACCCUACAUCCAUUACGACUCUGAAUGAUUCAUCUACAUCAGCCCGAACUACGCAAGACCAUGAUACAACCCUCCCCUCUGCCGAAGCAGGGCGACGGCUCGCAGCAACAAAGAAAUUUUCCCAUCUCAUGGAUCACCUUCAGGGCAAUAUCUUCUUAGCCUCCCAGCGAAUCAACGAUCUCACUGGUUACUCAGGGAUCGAAGCUCUGAAAAAGCGCAUCACAAUUCUGGAAAAUAGGGUUGAUGAAGCGCAGUCGGCUGUGCGCACAGCACGUCAAGUAUACAAGACGACAGUUUCAGAUCGCGCUGCUACCCAGCGAGAAGUCACCACUUUAUUAGCAAGGAAAGAUUCCUGGACACCUAGUGAUCUCGAAAGAUUUACAGCGCUGUAUAGGAUGGAUCAUAGUAAUGAGCAAGCUGUUCAGGAAGCCACUGUACAACUAGCAGAUGCAGAAGGAAAGGUUGAAGAUUCAGCGGCGCAGCUUCGAAGUAACAUACUAAGCAGAUACCACGAAGAGCAAAUAUGGAGUGAUAAGAUACGAAGAAUGAGUACAUGGGGAACCUGGGGUCUUAUGGGAGUCAAUGUGCUUUUGUUUUUGGUUUUUCAACUUGGAUUCGAGCCUUGGAGACGGAAGAGGCUAGUCCAGGGAUUUGAAGAAAAAGUUCGGGAAGCAAUAGAACAGGAACACACACGAAUACAUGAACCGAAAGCUGAACAAACACAAUCAAACUCACUUCCAACGGGUCAACUUAUUGAUUCAGAUAGCGAGAUAGAGAAUAGAGAUAACGCGGCCGACACUGUUCUCGAAUCUACUCUCGCGGGUGUGCCAGAUAAGACAAUAGCAGGCGAACCAUCCAAGGACUAUGUUGGCGAACUCAAGCUUAAGACCUACGCACCCAAAACUUUGAGUCAAUGUCUGAUCAUUUUCAAAGAUCUGUUCAGUGAUAGAGUAGUGGAAAUAAAAAGAUACGAUAUUACAAUCCUUGCUUUAAAGAGUGCAGCUCUAAGCGCAACCAUUAUCUCAGUGUUCGCUUCACUCCUGUUUCGCUGGUCAUGA